Messenger RNA from Cyclospora cayetanensis, 1908 nucleotides. RefSeq lists its product as uncharacterized. The coding region runs from base 1 to 1908 and encodes 635 amino acids. NCBI's taxonomy places the organism in Eukaryota, Apicomplexa, Conoidasida, Eucoccidiorida, Eimeriidae. The record is from RefSeq and is a predicted model, not a curated record. Gene Ontology annotation, molecular function: protein binding. The transcript has 13 exons. Gene Ontology annotation, cellular component: cytoplasm.
AUGGCGUCGACAGCGCACGCUCGCUCGGGCCAGGAGGCCACUGGGGGCGACACUGCCCAGCAUCAAACGCUUGUGGCAGAAGUAUUAGAAGACACACUAGGACCCCGUUGGGAUGAGCGGCGUCACGUGGCUUUAGACUUUUCUUCCCCCAUUUAUUGUUUGGAGACUCUCAUAAGCCGCGAUGGCGGCUUGCUGAAUCCUCGGCUAAAUCUAAGCAAUCUGUUGACACUUGACAUCUCCAACAACGCGCUGACAGACAUUGAUUCUGUCGUGUCUGUGGCAAACGGAUUCAAAAGGCUGAAGACCCUCAAGGCCUCACACAACCUGAUCGCCAAGGCCGACCUUGUGCUGCCCACCCUCAUCUCCCUCGAUCUCUCAUCUAACCAGCUCACACGCCUCCCCUGGUUCGAAGGCAUUCGGAAUGUAGAGGAGCUCAUCCUGUCACAAAAUCAGAUUAGGGAUUCAAAUUUACAGAGCUUCGUGAUGCUUGGGAACUUGCGGGCUCUGGACCUGUCGAACAACCAAAUAAGCACUCUCCCAUCGAAUUUCAUCCGCGAGCUGGACCAUCUUAAAAACCUCACCAAGCUCACAAAAGUGGACUUUCGGCGAAAUGAUUGCACCUCCUGGUUUCCAGAGUAUGCGGCCGUCUUUAUCUUAAACGCAAUCUCCGCGGGGCAGCACAUCGCGGAGCUCGACGGGGACAUCAUAAAUCUUCGCACGCAUGCAGAUCUCCAAGCUGCGGGGGAUGCUGUGCUCGCGAGGCUUGGCGACUUUGACGCAACCUAUAUGGAGCGUCAAGAGGCAGCGGCGAGCAGGCCUCAGUUCGCAAAAUACGCAAUAAAGGCACGGUUGGCUGGAGAGGACGGAGAUGCGACUAUUGGCCGCCUAACAGGGCUUCUCGAGAAGGUGCUCACUGUACCUACGGGUGCAGCUGCUGAGGUCGGGGCAACAUUCUACGAUAUUUGCACGAGGGUAUGCCGUGCCACAGCUGUCCGUGGCAUGGAGGAGGAGGCCCGCGUUACGGUUUUUUGGAAGUAUUAUUCUACCUCAGAGAAGGCCCGGAAAAACGCCUCUAGGGAGAUGGUGCAGCGUGCGCAGCUUGCAGUGGAGCACAGCGAGGAAGCACGGCCCCUCAUCCUGCGCGGCAUUGCGAGUCUCUGCAUCGUCACCGAGGGCUCUCUUGCGCACGAAGUCUCAGUGGCGCUUGCGCGGUUGGCGCGGCAAGAAUUCACCUCGCAAACAGAAGGGGAUUGCGGGGGGCAAGCGGCAGAAGUGAUUGCUGAGGUUGUCGUACCUUCGCUUCUGGAGUUCUCUGGGCAGGAACGCAUGUUGAUGGACGUCUUGACUGGUCUAGUGACAGGAACCGAGUGCCUCGCCAUGGCGCUCGCUCUCAGCAGCUGUGUCCCGCUUCUUGCAGACCUUUUGACGCUAUGCGGUCCGACAGCGUCCCUAUGCAAGGUACUCUCGAUGGUUUGCCUGGCCGAAGAAAACUGCUCGGAGGCGGCUGGCCAGGGCAUACCUCAGGCUAAAGUCGCAGGGGCCAUCAUCGGCGUAUUGAGCGGCAUGAUUCGCAGCUGCGAGGAGGCUAUGAGUACUUGCUGCAACAACUACCACCUCGUGGAUUUGUUGCUUCCGGCCAUGAAGGAAGAACUCGCGGACCCGGUAAUCCUCGCGGCUAGCUGCACUGGGGUCCGCGUCAUUUUGGAGAACCCUCAGCAGCGCCAAGAGUUACUGCGUUAUGUGACAGAAGAAAUGAGGGGCUUUGAGUCCUUGUUGCAGUAUCUUGGAGGGCCUCGCUACACUGCCAUGUGCGACAGGGCGGAGCUUGCUCUGAAAAACGAAGACAAGGUCUGUCCUGUUUCUUUUGCUCUGUACUCUGGCAUUCCGCUUCCUCUUGGGCAGAGCUGA